This is a messenger RNA of Trematosphaeria pertusa, 270 nucleotides long. RefSeq lists its product as uncharacterized. NCBI's taxonomy places the organism in Eukaryota, Fungi, Ascomycota, Dothideomycetes, Pleosporales, Trematosphaeriaceae. The transcript has a single exon. Bases 28 to 240 code for a protein of 70 amino acids. The record is from RefSeq and is a predicted model, not a curated record.
CCGUCGCUUUCAUGAGCUCAAAGGCAAAUGUCAGCCUCCGACGAGAGCCGGGUUCGACUCCCGGUAACGGAAAAUGCAUGUUUUUUUUUGGCUUUUGGCAUAAGCCUCUCUCCACGUUGGAUUGUCUUUGCCUUUAAAGUCCCUUCUCCUUUUUGGCCAAGUGUGACCGCAUUGGUCACUCCGUAUCACACCGAGAUGGACAACAUUCUGGCUGAGUUAUCCCAACUCGCCAACCCAUGAUUCAGGUCCUACGUUUGACUGCCCUACCUU